Jaculus jaculus (lesser Egyptian jerboa) is the source of this 1848-nucleotide messenger RNA. RefSeq names its product cylicin 1 (gene Cylc1). Gene Ontology annotation, cellular component: acrosomal matrix; nucleus. Gene Ontology annotation, molecular function: structural constituent of cytoskeleton. The record is from RefSeq and is a predicted model, not a curated record. Lineage: Eukaryota; Metazoa; Chordata; Mammalia; Rodentia; Dipodidae. Bases 1 to 1848 code for a protein of 615 amino acids. The transcript has 5 exons.
AUGGGAAAUCAGUUCACACAAAAUACAAGGACCAAGCACAUGUAUAAAAUUCUUGGAAACUCUGCGGUUGGGCAAGACAGAGAUGACAUACAGUGCCUUAAUGUGGAGGAUGCCAAGUUAAGAGUAGAGGAAAGUCACAAGUCCCCUGCUAUGUGGAAAAGCCACAUUUUAAGAGAAGCUUUCAAAAAGUCAUCUAUUUUCCAAAAUCUCAUACAACAGACUCCACUCAGACAUCUUUAUAAUCCCAGAAACCGUUAUAUACAGGAAAACCCUAAAGAAUCCAAAACUGAUGAAAUAAAUUCAAUGUUUCAGAAAACAUUCAAGAAAUUGAUGAUGUUAGAUGCAAUAAAUCUGGAAUCCAAGAUAAUAGCAAAUGAUCAUAAACUUGCAAGAAAAUGUAAAUCACAUAAAGUUCUAACAAAGCCAUCACAUAAAAGGGAACCAUUUAGAAAGUCAAAUUCCCCACCAGACACAAACCUAGGGUCCAGUGAUUCUAAGGUAAGCUUAAAAAGUGACUCACAUGAAGAUAAGAAAGACUCAAAAAAUUCCAAGACAUAUACUAAAUUCCCGUAUAUAAUGAACAAUCCAAAGAUUGAUUCGAAGAUGAUUCUUAAGGAAAAUCCUGGUGAAAAUUCAAAGACUUGUUCAGCAAAUAGUUUGUAUUUGGACUCAUUAAUGCAUAUAAAGCUACCUCAUCUUAAGCACACAUGUUUUGAUAAACAGUUAAUGAAUUACUCACAUAACAAUGCAAAAAAGUCUGGAAAGAGCUCUGGUGCUGAAUCUGGAGGCUCAAAAGAUUCAAAGAAGAGUAAGAAAGGUUCGAAGAAAGAUAGUAAGAAAAAAAGUGGAAAGAAGGAUGCAGAAUCUUCAGACUCAAAAGAUGCAAAGAAAGGCUCAAAGAAGGCUAAGAAAGGUUCAAAGAAAGAUAGUAAGAAAAAAGGUGGAAAGAAGGAUGCAGAAUCUUCAGGUGGUGAAUCUGGAGACUCAAAAGAUGCAAAGAAAGGCUCAAAGAAGGCUAAGAAAGGUUCAAAGAAAGAUAGUAAGAAAAAAGGAGGAAAGAAGGAUGCAGAAUCUUCAGGUGGUGAAUCUGGAGACUCAAAAGAUGUGACAAAAGAUAGCAAGAAGGAUAAGACAGGGAGUAAGAAAGGUGGCAAGAAGAAAGAUUCAAAAAAAGGUGCUGUCUCUACUGACUCAGAAUCUGAAAGGGGAUCCAAGAAGGGUAAGAAAGAUGAAAAGGAGAAGAAAGGUAGCAAAAAAAACCCUAUCAAAAAAGAAGGAGCGUCUACUGAUGCUGAUUCUGAAUCUGAAGGUGAUUCAAAAACAGGCAAGAAAGGUUUAAAGAAGAGUAAGAAAGAGUCAAAGAAAGGAGAAAAAAAGAAGACUGAAAUGAAGGCUGCAGAGUCUACUGAAAGUGAGUCUGAGGCAAACAUAAUAAAGGAAAAGAAGCGUUCAAAGAAGAAAAGGAAUGAUUCAAAGAAAGAGGCUAAGAAGGAUGCAAAGAAGGACACAGAGACAACUGCUUCUGAAUCCGAGGUGUCUUCCAAGGCAGGCACAAUGAAGCUCACAAAGACCAAACGUACAGAUACUGAAUCUGACACCACAUCUAUAGAUGUGAAAAAGACAGGAUUUAGAAUGUCAAGCAAAAAGACUACUUUCAGUGAGAAAGGGCAAAAACCUAUGAUGGGAAGAGUCCCUCCAUCAAGAGAAAGACCACCACUUCCUCCAUGUGAGCCUUAUAUUCUAUCACCAAAGGUCAGACGAGUCUGUCGGUGCAACAUACCUCCACUACCUCCAAAACCAAGAUAUGCUCCUUUGCCUGGAGUGGAAUGGAUUCAUAAGCUGCUCUGA